Molecule: messenger RNA, 9249 nt
Organism: Rotaria sp. Silwood2
Lineage: Eukaryota; Metazoa; Rotifera; Eurotatoria; Philodinida; Philodinidae
Source: the annotation of a GenBank genome assembly
AUGUUAUNCAACCAAAGCAUUCUUUUUACUUACCCAACGAGCACAAAACUACGUGCCCCAAAUUAUACAUUUAAUGGCAACCUAUAUCCUGAAUACGAAAGCGAAGAUACACAAUUCCCAGAUAAUCAUUCAAAAGAUCGUAAUGACACCAUGCCCCACGAAGGAAUAUCAUUCUCAGUCGAUGAUUUACGAUCAUUCCUAGAAGGUCGAGCGAAUUUGUCAAGGAAUCAAAAAGCACAAAUUGAAGCUUACUUAAGCAAACAACCACCAUCGGAUCGAAGUAUAUUUUCACAAUAUUCACUGAGCACUAAGCUACCAAGCAGAGAAUCUCCAGCUGACGACAAGGUACACACUGGUAGUCCAAGCCAAAGUACACAGUCACCACGCCAUCUUACAAAGGUACCAUCAUCCGAUUUGCGAGAUUUUAACCGUACUAUCCAUGCUGAAGAAAUAUUAUUUUCAAAUGAUGACUUACGAUCUUUCCUAGAAGGUCGUGCCAAUUUGUCAAACAAGCAAAAGGAGCAGAUUCGAACGUAUCUAAGUACAGAGUCAUCAUCCAAUCAAAGCAUUAGUUCCAGUUCCCCAACGAGCACAAAAGUACGGCCCUCAAAUUAUACAUUUCAUGGCAACCUAUAUUCUGAAUACGAAAGCAAAGACACACAAAUCCCAGAUAAUCAUUCAAAAGAUCGUAAUGACACAAUGCCCCACGAACGAAUAUUAUUCUCAGAGGAUGAUUUACGAUCAUUCCUAGAAGGUCGAGCGAAUUUGUCAAGGAAUCAAAAAGCACAAAUUGAAGCUUACUUAAGAAAACAACCACCAUCGGAUCGAACUACAUUUUCACGAUAUUCACUCAGCACUAAGCUACCAAGCAGAGAAUCUCCAGCUCAUGACAAGGUACACACUGGUCGUCCAAGCGAAAGUACACAGUUGCAACGCUAUCUUACAAAGGUACCAUCAUCCGAUUUGAGAAAAUUUAACCGUACUAUCCAUGCAGAAGAAAUAUCAUUUACAAAUGAUGACUUACGAUCUUUCAUAGAAGGUCGAGCUAAUUUGUCAAACAAGCAGAAGGAGCAGAUUCGAACGUAUCUAAGUAGAGAGUCAUCAUCCAAUCAAAGCAUUAGUUCCAGUUCCCCAACGAGCACAAACGUACGAGUCACAAAUUAUACAUUUCAUGGCAACCCAGAUCCUGAAUACGAAAGCAUAGACACACAAUUCCCAGAUAAUCAUUCAAAAGAUCUUAAUGGCACAAUGCCCCACGAAGGAAUAUUAUUCUCAGAGGAUGAUUUACGAUCAUUCCUAGAAGGUCGAGCGAAUUUGUCAAGGAAUCAAAAAGCACAAAUUGAAGCUUACUUAAGCAAACAACCACCAUCGGAUGAAAGUACAUUUUCACGAUAUUCAAUCAGUACUAAUCUACCAAGCAGAGAGUCUCCAGCUGAUGACAAGGUACACACUGGUCAUCCAAGCGAAAGUACACAGUCACCACGCUAUCUUACAAAGGUACCAUCAUCCGAUUUAAGAGAAUUUAACCGUACUAUCCAUGCAGAAGAAAUAUCAUUUACAAAUGAUGACUUACGAUCUUUCCUAGAGGGUCGAGCGAAUUUGUCACACAAGCAAAAGGAGCAGAUUCGAACGUAUCUGAGUAAGCAAUCAUCAUCCAAUCAAAGCAUUUUUCCCAGUUACCCAACGAGCACAAAAGUACGAGCCACAAAUUAUACAUUUCAUGGCAACCUAUAUCCUGAAUACGAAAGCAAAGACACACAAUUCCCCGAUAAUCAUUCAAAAGAUCUUAAUGACACAAUAGCCCACGAAGGAAUAUUAUUCUCAGUCGAUGAUUUACGAUCAUUCCUAGAAGGUCGAGCGAAUUUGUCAAGGAAUCAAAAAGCACAAAUUGAAGCUUACUUAAGCAAUCAACCACGAUCGGAUCAAAGUACAUUUUCACGAUAUUCAAUAAGUACUAAGCUACCAAGCAGAGAAUCUCCAGCUGAUGACAAGGUACACACUGGUCAUCCAAGCGAAAGUACACAGUCACCACGCUAUCUUACAAAGGUACCAUCAUCCGAUUUGAGAGAAUUUAACCGUACUAUCCAUGCAGAAGGAAUAUCAUUUACAAAUGACGACUUACGAUCUUUCCUAGAAGGUCGAGCCAAUUUGUCACACAAGCAAAAGGAGCAGAUUCGAAGUUAUCUAAGUAAACAAUCAUCAUCCGAUGAAAGCAUUUUUUCCAGUUACCCAACGAGCACAAAGCCACCAACGAGAAAAUAUACCCUUGAUGACAACGUAUAUCAUGAGUAUGAUACCGACGAAAGACACUUUCCAGAUUAUGAUUCGAAGGUUCCAUUAUCUGAUUCAAAUGAUUUUAGUCGCACAAUUGACAAACAAGGAAUAUUAUUCUCAAACGAUGACUUACGAAAUUUCCUAGAAGAUCGAGCGAACUUGUCAAAGGAGCAAAAGAUACAGAUUGCAGCUUAUUUAAAUAAACAAUCCACUUCGGAUCAAAGCGGUUUGUCUAGGUAUUCAACGAGCACAGAACAGCCAAGCAAAAAAUAUGUACCUGAUGCCACAGGAUACCCACGCUAUCAAGAUGGGAAUACCCGGUCGCAAAGUUAUGCAACAAUGACUCCAUUACUUGAUUCGAAACAUUUGAAUCGCACAAUUGAUGGAGAAGAAAUAUUAUUGUCGGACGAAGACUUGCAAUCCUUCUUACAAGGACGUGCGAAUUUCUCAAAGAGUCAGAAAGCACAGAUUGAAGCCUAUCUAAGUAAACAAUCAGCAUCAAAUCAAAGUCUUUUUUCAAGAUAUUUAACGAGCACAAAACUGCCAAGUGGAGAAUAUACACCUGAUGUCAAAAUAAAUACUGACCAUCAAAGUGACACUACCCAGUCCCAACGUUAUGUAACGAAGACAGCAUUUUCCGAUUGGAAAGAUGUUAAUCGCAGUUCCAAGAAAGAAAGAAUAUCGUUCUCCGAUGAUGACUUACGAUCUUUCAUUGAAGGUCGAGCGAAUUUGUCAAAAAACCAAAAGGCACAGAUUCGAGCGUAUCUAGCUAAACAAUCAUCAUCCAAGCAAAGCAUUUUUCCCACUUACCCAACCAGCACAAAAUCAGCAGCCAGAAAAUAUACACCAACUGACAACAUAUAUCCUGACAAUGAUAGUGAAGAUGCACACUUGCCAGAUUAUGAUUCAAAGAUGCUAUCAACUGAUUCGAAAGAUUUCAAUCUUGCCAUGGACAAAGAAGGAAUAUUAUUCUCNAUUCGAGCGUAUCUAGCUAAACAAUCAUCAUCCAAGCAAAGCAUUUUUCCCACUUACCCAACCAGCACAAAAUCAGCAGCCAGAAAAUAUACACCAACUGACAACAUAUAUCCUGACAAUGAUAGUGAAGAUGCACACUUGCCAGAUUAUGAUUCAAAGAUGCUAUCAACUGAUUCGAAAGAUUUCAAUCUUGCCAUGGACAAAGAAGGAAUAUUAUUCUCUGAUGAUGAUUUGCGAUUUUUUCUAGAAAAUCGAGCGAACUUGUCGAACAGGCAAAAAGCACGGAUUGAAGCUUAUCUAAGUAAACAAUCAUCAUCAGAUCAGAGUAUUUUUUCAAGAUAUUUAACGAGCACAAAACUGCCAACGGGGAAAUUUACACUUCAUGACAAAGUAUACCCUGCCCAUGGAAGUGAAAGUACGUCGUCGCGAAGUUAUGCAACAAAGACUCCAUUAUGGGAUUCGAAACAUUUGAAUCGGACAAGAAAUGGUGGCGAAAUAUUAUUCUCGGACGAUGAUUUACGAUCUUUCGUAGAAGGCCGAGCGAAUUUGUCGAAAGAGCAAAAGGCGCAAAUUGAAGCUUAUUUAAGUAAACAGUCGUUAUCCAAUCAAAGUACUUCCUCGACUUAUUCAACAGGCACAAAACCAGGAGUCAGAAAAUACACACCUCAUGAUAACAUAUAUCCUGACUAUGAAAGCGAAUAUACACAGUUGUUGGAUCAUAAAUCGAAGAAACCAUCUUCGGAUUCCAAGAGUCUAAAUCGAACAAUUGAUGGAGAAGAAAUAUUAUUCUCGGACGAUGAUUUACGAUCUUUCGUAGAAGGCCGAGCGAAUUUGUCGAAAGAGCAAAAGGCGCAAAUUGAAGCUUAUUUAGGUAAACAGUCGUUAUCCAAUCAAAGUACUUCCUCGACUUAUUCAGCAAGCACAAAACCAGGAGCCAGAAAAUACACACCUCAUGAUAACAUAUAUCCUGACUAUGAAAGCGAAUAUACACAAUUGUCGGAUUAUAAAUCCAAGAAACCAUUUUCUGAUUCCAAAACUCUCAAUCGCACAAUUGAUGGAGAAGAAAUAUUAUUCUCGGACGAUAAUUUACGAUCUUUCGUAGAAGGGCGAGUAAAUUUAUCCAAAAAGCAGCAGGCACAGAUAGAAGCUUAUUUAAGUAAAAAAUCGUCAUCCAAUCGAAGUAUCUUCUCGAAUUAUUCAAUGAGCACAAAGCCAGGAGGAAGGAAAUAUAAGCUUGAUGGCAGUAUAUAUUCUGAUUUUCUAAGUGAAGAUACACGGUUGCAAAAUCAUGAUUCGAAGACACCGUCGUCUAAUUCGAAAGAUUUAAAUCGCACUGUCGGGAGGGAAGAAAUAUUAUUCUCCGAUGAUGAUUUGCGAUCUUUCCUAGAAGGUCGAGCAAACUUAUCAUACAGCCAAAAGGCGCAGAUUGAAGCUUAUCUAAGUAGACAAUCGUCACUCACACAAAGCACUUUUCCAAGUGUUUCAACGAGCACAAAAACAUUGGCGAAAAAGCAUACAUCUGUUGGCAAUAUAUUUUCUAGCUUUCAAACCGAGAAAACGCCUCAGCAACGUUAUGUAACAAAGUCACUAGUUCCUGAUUCGAUAGAUAUUAGCAGAGUUGUCGAUUCGCAAGAAAUUUCAGUGUCUGAUGAUGAUUUGCAAUCGUAUUUAGAAGGACGAAGUAACUUAUCGUUGGCUGAAGAUGCACAGAUUCGGGCAUAUUUAGCAAAACAAACGUCUCUGAAUAAAAUCACAUUUUCAAGAUAUCUCACAAGUAAAAAUACGCCAACUGAAAUAUCAACGGCUGACGAAAAAUUAGAAGGUUUUUCUGAAGAAACAAGUUUUUCGCUAAGCACACCACCUCAAUCAACAGGUUUUCAUCCCGUUUCGAAAUAUUUAAAUGGUACACUUAGUAGUAGUAGAGCAUCAUUAGAAUUAGCUUUACAAAACUCAGCUUCUGUCAUACCAAUUACAACUAAAAACCCCACAGAUAUAAGACGACUUUGGCAAUCGAACAUUAAUGGUAGUAAUGAUUUUGACCGUAGUAUCGAACAACUUUCUGAUGUCUUUACUGAAUCAAGUGACGAUAGGGAUUUAUCGAUUCAUUCACUUAAUGAAUAUUCUCAAUUGUCAACUUCAAAAUCUUUUAUCUCACCAUUCCAGAGAGAUACCUAUGUUACGUCAGCUAAACAAUCACUUCAUUCAAGAACAUCAAUCAAGACCCCAUUGAAAGAAGUUCUAGUAACAAUUCCAUUAGAUAGAACAAAAUCAGACUUUAUAUUCGGUGAAAAAUCUCGAAUUGAUAAUCAAAUUCAUCGUCUAUCAACAGUAUCGUCAUCAGAUCAAUUAACUCGAGACAUUUCUGAUGUAAAUCUCAUAUCAUCUACGUUAUCUAUUAAUGAUUCAUCAAUUGUAAAAAAUCAUUCUCUAGUAACUCAAUUCAGUUCAAUUCUCAUUGAUAAAAAUGCUACUAUACACUCUUAUAAUAACAACCAACAGGUAACCGUUCAUGACGAUGAUGAUAAAAUAAAUGUUUCUCUUUUUUCAACGAAAUUGAAAUCAACAAUGGAUUGGAAAAUUUCACAAUCUACUCCACGACAAUUAAUAUCAACCAAAGUUCAAAGUAUCUCAUUUGAUAAAACUUCAAAAUCUCCUGCAGACAUUAAAACUGGUCAAACUUCAUCAAACUUAGUAAUAAUUUUACCUGAUAAUAUGACAACUAUAGAUUCAUUACCACUAGUGACUCAUGAGUCGAAUACACAAACUACUGUUCACCAAACUCAAAUAUCUUCUCCAAAAACUCAUACUAUUAAAGUUCCUACAACUCUUCAAAAUCUUACCUUGUUACAAAAUCAAUCUAAUAUAAACGACACAUCAAAACCAUAUGAUAUUGUGAGAGAUAAUCUUAAUGAUGAAUCUAUUAACAUUAAACAAAUUUCAAGAUUACCAACUUUAAUCACAAAUGAUACAUUGAUUUUAAUUACAACAUCCGGUUAUAUUAAUCAAAAUAUAAAAGAUGAAAUUAGCCAUAAACAUUCUUCGGCAAUGUCAGUAGAUGCCAAUGUUACCUCUACCUUUCGCUCAUCAUUACCGCUUAUUACGUCUAAUACAACCCUGCUUCCUUCACGUCGUUCACCUUUAUCAUCACCAUUGCACUAUUCACGUCCAUAUUCAAGCACUAAAUCACCAAAGUUUACUUCAUUGUCAUCAUCAAAACUCUUUUCAGACCGAACCACUAUCACAACAACAACAUCCACAACGACAACCACCACAACAACAACUACAACAAGCACCUCAACAAUAACAACAACCACCUCAACAACAACAACAACAACCACCUCAACAACAACAACAACAACAACAACCACCUCAACAACAACAACAACAACCACCACCUCAACAACAACAACAGAAACAACCACAACAACCACCACCUCAACAACAACAACAGAAACAACCACAACAACAACCACCACCUCAACAACAACAACGACAGAAACAACCACAACAACAACAACAACAGAAACAACGACAACCACCAUCACCACAACAACGACAACGACAACCACCACUACAACAACAACACCAACAACAAUGCUAGUGUCUACAGGAAUAACAACAAUGCCUUCACAUUCGACUAUUUUUUCGUCACCUACUAGUACAUUACAAUCGUCACCUAAAUUUUCAUCAAUACAAACUACUAAUGAAGCUCGAACAUCACAUGUUAAACAAUCGACAUUAAUUACUACUCUUGUUGAUACGUCUUCUUCGCCUCCGAUAACAACGUAUCAACCACAUUUGACAUCAACUAUUUCUUCUACAUCAUUUCUUACUACUGAUGAACAUUCGUUAACGACAACAUUUGAUUCAUAUACAUCUAAACUUCCCACAACGUACAUCGAAUCAUCAUCGUUAUCAUACGUAGAAUCCACUGAAACAUUCACUACUGAUUAUCAAUCGAUAACCACUACUCUGGUUCCUAGUACUUAUCUUGAUUCUUCUUCCACAAUAACAUCAGAUAAAACGUCAAUACGCUCUACUUUAACUACUACGAAUGAAGAAAAUCUUCCACUAUCUACUUAUCAACCGUUAGAAACAACUGAAACACUACAUUUAUCAUCACUAACUACUGAUCAAUAUCAAGAAGAAUUUACUUCAUUGAAAUUUGUAUCAACAAUUUUUCCUCACGUUUAUAAAUCAAAGAUUCUCUCGACACUUGAACAUUCUGCUGUACGAACAAGUUAUCCAUUAACAACAAGUAUAACUACAACAACGAUUGCAUCAACUACCACCACCACCACCACAACAACAACAACGACAAAAUAUCGAUAUAAAACUCGAAAACCAAAGAUAACUGGUCGGAAAACACAACAAGUAUCGACUAGUUCUUCUUCUCCAACCACUUUCAUUAUAACUUCAUAUCGAACAACCUUUAAGCAUGACUAUGAAUUAUCAACAUCCACACAAAUAUCAACUUGGCCUUCUAAAUGGAAUUUUCCUGAUCAACAACAAUCAACUCUUAUCAGACCUCCAUUAAUUAAAAAUGAUUCUAAUACACCUAUUACUAAUUAUUUACUUAAUCAAAUAUUUAAUAAUAUAUCAACAUCAACAAAUUCUUCAACAGAAAGAUUAAUUGAUUUUAAUCUAAAUGAUUAUCCACCAUCAGCAUGGAAUUUAUCAUUAAAGUCAAAUGAAACUGUUACUCUUAAUGUUAUAUUGCCGAUAUCAUCUGCGUCAACAAAUUUAACAUUUACAAAUAUUGAAGCAAAUCGUAUAUCAGCAAAUAUAAUUGGUAUACCAAUUAAUUUACAAGUUGAUCGUGUACAAACAAAACAAUUUUCAUUAACAAUGAAUGCUACAGAUAAUGGUUUAAAUUCGAAUCGUACAACACGAUAUUUAUCUGAUGUUAUUAUUGGUCAUGUUAAAAGUGAACAAUUUGAAUUAAAUUUAACUAAAACCGAUAAUAUGAAUGUACGGGUACGACAAGUUGAUUCAGCAACAGCUGAACUUUAUCUUGAUAGUAAUUUUUGUACAAAUGAAAGUAGUUUAGAAAUUAAUUUAAAUCUUUCUCAAAAUGGAACAAUUCGUUAUGGUAAUCGAAAACCAAUAAAUAUUGGACCCGUUUUUACUCGAGUACACAUGCUUAAAAAUUCAUGUGAUCGUGAACAACCAUUAGCAUUAUUUUUUGAUAUAUGUGAACGAACAAAUCCAUGCUUAAAUGAUGGUAUAUGUCAAUCUGUUAUACCUGAUUAUGAUGAUAAUUCAAAUACUAAUAGUGAAAUUGGACAUGUUGGUUAUAAAUGUCAAUGUCCAUUACAUACAUCAGGUGAACAUUGUCAAUCUUUACAAUAUCCAUUAGGUUAUUGUUUAAAUAGUGGAACAUUAUUCCAAAUAAAUAAUAUAAAUAAUAAUACAAUUGAAAAAUGUAUCUGUCCAAUAGGUUUUCGUGGUGAACAUUGUGAAGAAAAUAUUGAUAAUUGUAUUGGUAUAACAUGUUCGGAUCAUGGAAUAUGUGAAGAUGGUAUUGAUCAAUAUAAAUGUUCAUGUUUUGAUGGUUUUUAUGGUUCUAAUUGUGAUCGUAAAAAUGUACAAACUGUUUUAUUACAAGCAGCAAGUCGAUCAUUUGGUGUUGUUGCAAUAUUAUUAAUUGCUGCUAUAGCUGGUCUUGUUGUUGCUAGUGAUAUUCAUACAUAUUUAACAAGAAAAGAUGAAGCAUGUCGUUUACCAAAUAAACUUUCACGUGUACAAUCAGAAUUAUUUGAAAAUUCAGUACUUUUACUUGGAUUUAGCGAAGCACCUAUUGAAAUGAAUGAUUUGUCAGCUACUCGAAAAUUAAAAAAACCAAUAGUACUAAAACAACGUCAAACAAAUAGAACAACAAGAAAUAGAAAAUCAACACAUUAUCAACAAAUUUCAAGAGAAAAACCAUUAACAACCGUUCCGAAAUCAUCAUCUAAACAUUCUGUAGCAUCAAAUCAACUAAAUCAAACAACUGUUUAA